Gastrolobium bilobum is the source of this 2563-nucleotide messenger RNA. RefSeq lists its product as uncharacterized. The transcript is spliced from 10 exons. The record is from RefSeq and is a predicted model, not a curated record. Lineage: Eukaryota; Viridiplantae; Streptophyta; Magnoliopsida; Fabales; Fabaceae. Bases 287 to 2308 code for a protein of 673 amino acids.
AUUGCCAUCAAAGCCAACAGAAAUUUGCUGACACACGUUGAAAUCUCUCUGCACAGCCUUAUUUACCCGCAUUUAUGCAAUCUUCUCGCUCCAUUUAACUCUUAUCCCUUUUUUGCUCUAUUUUUUUUUUUUUUUGGUAUGAAGUUACUCGGUCCUUGUUUCAUUGCGUUCUCACUCCUCGCUUUUCAUUCUUCGUUUUCAUGGAAUAUCCAUUUCUCAGGUUCUAGUGGGAAAUUUGGAGAUUUUUGUGAUAAGAAGGGCUUUGAGGGUGUAGUUUUUCUUCUUGAUGGGGAAAGGUGACGAUGGACGCUGCAUUUUCCCUCUUACAAGUUUGCAAAUUGGAGACUUGCAAUCUUAUUUUGCAGAUCUUAGCCUUUUCCUUGCCAAUGAUAGUAAAAAAAUGUAUAUUUUGGUCGACAACAGACCAUGGUUGAGAGACCUUGGUUCACGGGGAGCACACAUUUGGCAAUUGAUGGUUACCAAGUCAAGGUUAUCCCCUUUUGCAAACAGCAAAGCUCGAAGAGAGAGAAAAGAGGGGAAGGAGAUUUGUUCUGAAUCAAGCACAAGUAAACCAACGAAAUUUAUGAGAUGGUUCUCAUUGAUUGAAGCAGUGAUGCUAUCAAGAAAGAAAGUUUUACUGCCUGUGAAAAACUUAAGGAAUUCUUUGCAAUUCAGCAGUGAAUUGCAUAGAACACUGUAUGGCUUUAUUGUAUUUGAAGUUGCAUGGAGCAGUGUUCGUGGUAUCAACUACUUUAAUGAGCUUCAGACUGAUACAUCACUGGCUAUCGAAGCUAAACUCAUGAAAAGAUGGGAAUUUGACAGUAUAGCUCAAGCUGUGAGCUGUAUGUCUUCAUGGUUCUCAGGAACACUAUCUGAACAACUGCUUUUGAAAGAGCACCUGGAUUCUGCCUCAGGGGAGAUAUUUUAUGAUGCUGGUGAACAUUUUUCUGGGACUAUUUCCAUUGAUGAUGACGAUAACAUCUGCAAUGAUAUUCUAGAUGUUGAAGAUGGUUUGGGUACCACUAAUGGAGUAUAUUCUGAUGAUACUGAAGAGACGGCAGACAUACUACACACACCUCCUCCUUCUGGACCUAAUAAAAGAAGAAAAUUAAUGAAUUGCUUUAGUUCUGGAGUUGAAGUUAAUAGCUAUUCAGCAGCUGAAAUUGACAACUCAUUGCAUUAUUCUCAGAGCUCUAACUGUACUUCUGAUGAUACAGUUGAAACCACUCAAUAUAGCGAUGUUCUACUAUUGUUUAGGUUUAAUGAUCAUGAUCUGCCAUUUAAAUUAAGGGAAGUUAUAGUAUCUGAUUUGCGAUUGCUUACUUUGUUAGAGGCUGGUCUUCCGUCUUGGGUCAUCUUCCUUCAGUCAUAUCCAGUAUUAUGCAAUCUUUAUCGUCCUUGGAUGUGCCCGCUUGCAAGACUGUUAUAUUUUCUGAUCUCAUUUGUCACUGUCCUCAUUGGAUUCUAUGAUUUAUACAAAAAUGUUCCAGUUCUUAAGGCAACUGCGUCUCGUAUAUGUGGGCCACUUUUGGAUUGGAUUGAAACUUGGGAGAUGGUUUCAAGGGUGAAAUACUUAGGGACAAUGCUUUUUCUACAUAACUUCCAGAAGGCUAUUAGGUGGUUUCUUGCCUGUACCCAUACUGCGCGAUCAUUCUUUUCAGUUCUUGUUCAACCUCUUGCUGAGUCACUAGUUGAGAUCUUUGGAUUUCUUCUCCCAAGCUUGAAACUUUUAUUUGAAUUAGUAGAAAGCAUCAUUUCUGUCAUUUGGUUUGGGAUUGAGACUUCUUUCAAUCUAGUGGGAGAUGUGCUGGAGCUUCUCUUUUCACCAUUGUGGCUUGUUGUCACUGUUGUUUGGAGCAUUGCUACUCGUAUCUUAUAUCCUUUAUUUUGGAUUCUUUGGGAAAUACUAUAUGUUCCUGUUCGUCUAGUCCUGGCGAUAUUCAAUUUUGCAGCUUUCGUAUGCUCAUGUAUUGGUAAUGUACUUGGAGACACGUGGCAGUUUGUUAGUAGCAUUUUCCAGUUGGUGUCAUCUUCCGAGCCAACAGUCAGCUCCUAUGAAGUUUCCAUGUGGCGCUCUCUUUGGAAUGACCUUUUUUCCCAGAUUUUCCGUGCUCUCAAGAGUAUACUGUAUGGGUUUGUUGCCUUUUUCACAGCCUGCAAUAGGCAUCGACUAAGCAUAUACAAUCAUUUACAAGAGUUUAUCCGAAGAUUAUAUCAUCAGUGCGGAAGAUCGCGGCAAACAGAUUUAAGAGACAGUAGAAAAACUUGUUUAACACUGGACGUGGAAGAAGAAAAGAAGAAAGUUUAAUUAUAUCAAGUCUUCUCAGAGACCCCUCUCUCUAUUGCAAAACAACUUCCUAACAUCAACCGAUAGCACAGAAACGCGGUAUUCUGGUGUGUCAUUGCAUUUUCAGCAAACUCCAUAUGAUUACCCAUAGGAAUUUUUAGAUUCUUUUUCUUUGUAACAAAUUUUGCUUUUACCUUUUCCUCUUUAGCUCCCUAAGUUUCCGUCUAUUAUCUGAUGAUUUUCAUAGUCGAAGUUAUCAUAUGUAUAUACAGUGUG